This is a messenger RNA of Notodromas monacha, 1590 nucleotides long. The record is from the annotation of a GenBank genome assembly. NCBI's taxonomy places the organism in Eukaryota, Metazoa, Arthropoda, Ostracoda, Podocopida, Cyprididae.
UGUUUUUCUAUUUCGUCUGCAGGUUUAAUUUCGGUUUGUUUGUUUUCGUCUCUUUCAAUUAUGUCCCGAGGCCGUGGGUCGUCCGAGACGAAAGUGUAUGUUGGCGAUUUGAGUCCGAGCACGUCCAAGGAUGAGAUCGAAUCCGCGUUUGGGUAUUACGGGAAUCUGCGCAACGUUUGGGUCGCUAGGAACCCUCCCGGGUUCGCGUUCAUCGAGUUUGAUGAUCUACGUGAUGCAGAAGACGCUGUUCGUAACUUGGAUGGGAAGAGGAUCGGUGGACGACGAGUUCGCGUGGAAAUUUCGACGGGAAAGGCGCCACGGUCCCGAGGCGGCUCUCGAAGCAGUAGUCGGCGCCUAAAGCCGUUUAAUCCGACGGAUCGGUGCUAUCGUUGUGGGAUUCGAGGCCAUUAUGCUUAUGAUUGCGAAGACUCGAAACGUCGCAGGGCGUGUCUCUCGUGCGUUUGUUUCGAGAGACGACGACUCGCCGAGAAAAUGUUGAUCGUCGUGUGAUCAGUGAUUACGUGUGAUCAAUGAUCAAUGAUGAGUCGGCGUCGCCUCGACUACUACUACUACUACUCCGUGCCACUUCCUGAGAACCUACUUGAUCUUCUUCUACUUAUCCGGGUUCGACUGUGAAGAGAAGAGUUGGGUCUAGGUCGCCGUUGUCUCGUUCCCGGUCUCGCACACCGCCGCCGCGGAAACGCAGGAGGUCUUCGCCGCCGCCCGUGCCGCCGAGAUCUCGGUCCCGCUCGAGGUCUGUGUCAUCGGAGGACUCGAGAAGUCCGUCUAGGUCCCCCUUGCCGCCACCACCGUCUUCGUCGUCAAGGAACAAGUCAGGCAGUCGGGGUGGUGGUGGACGUCGCAGUCGGAGUAGGUCCAGGUCGUCUCGUUCGCCGCCGCCCAAGCGACGAGUGGGCAAAAGUAGGAGUCCUCCUUCGGGGGUCUCGUCUCCUGCAAGUCGUGAUUCUCGCUCAAGAUCCCCGCCCGCAAGAAAGAACGGACGCAGUCGGAGUCGUUCUUCCAGCCGGUCGGACUGACGGAGGGGGUUUUUUAAAGAUUAGUUUUGCUUUUGAUGAUGAUGGGCGAUAUGUGUGUGUGUUGAGAGAGCGAGAGACACGUUGCUGGAGAAGAAGAAGAAAAGGAAAUUCCGGAAUUGGUGCGCCAUGGUUCUUUUUUGUUUUUGUUUUGUUCUUUUACGUUUGUUUCGUCGUCAUCAUCAUCAUGAUCGUGUGCCUUUCGCGCAUUGGUUUCCUUCUUUUUCUUUGGGCGAGUGUGCGUUUUUUAUGGCGAAGAAAUUUUGCAGAUUUACCUCGAAUUAAGGGAGGGGUGGUUGUUUUCUGCGCGGGGUUGGUCGAAGGUAUAGUGAGACUAGCGAGUGAGUGGUGGACAUCCUUCCCUCUCUUCGGGCCGAAGAGAGGGGGGUGUGAUUUUCCUCCCCCACUGUACUGCGUGUACCGCCCCCGGAGCGAGUCGUCAUUCCCAAUUGCUUAGGCCUUGUGUUCUCGGAUGGACGAGAUAGGCUUGCACUGCGUUUCUUUGAAGCGUCCAAGAAAAAUAAAAAGCGAUGACUCGUUGAGAUCGGUGAAAUUA